Molecule: messenger RNA, 5088 nt
Organism: Cyclocybe aegerita
Lineage: Eukaryota; Fungi; Basidiomycota; Agaricomycetes; Agaricales; Hemipholiotaceae
Source: the annotation of a GenBank genome assembly
AUGGCUGAUAAUGAAACUCACUCCUCACGAGCUGAGCAGCGAAUGGCGGCCGUCGCUAAGCUCAAACGAGCCGCUUCCCUCCCGAGGAUGAAGGAUGGUCGGCGUCCACCAAUGCCCGUCGAAGCUUUCAGCGAAGGAGAAAAGCCACCUACUCCCAACGAUGAGGAGAAUAUAUCCAGCGAAGGCGAAAAGUCCAAGAGUGAUGAGGAGCAAGCUGCUGCAGAGGUAGAGACGGAGGUUCCAACUACCGAAGGAAAGGAGCGGACGCCUGAGCCCAAGGCGCACUCUCACCCGGAAAGGCCUGCGGACACGGAAAUAGAACCGGAUACCGAACCGGACGAACGACCAAUGUCGCCCUCUAUCACCAAAAAGCGGCGCUCGCGCUCUCGUUCAAGGUCAAGGGGCUCGAAAGAUUUCAAGGGCAAAGCGAGGGCAACACAAUCUCCCAUCCCCCCACUGGGCGGCGACUCAUCACAAGACGAGAACUCCCAUCUUCCGUCACCGAUCAUGCUUCCGAUGGUCCCUCCUCUAGCGUCCCCGAUGCCCCAUUUCCCCUUCCUCCAGCAACCUCGCUUCCUCCCAUCACCGACUCCUGUUUCGCCAGACAUGUCCUUAUUUUAUCCAGGCACUUCUCCACCGACACCGCUGCCAACUUUGGAAGAUUUGCGAAAUUUUAGUUUGAUGCGCUCGAACAGCGCGGGCAGCUCUGCGGCAGGUCGACGAUUAGCAAUGCAUAAACUGACGGGCGGCACGGAGACAUAUGAUCCAUCGCCUUCCCCCACACCGCCGCCGUCCCACGUAAAGCUCUCUCGGAACAACACCGUGUCAGGAGGGGAGCGUAUUGCAGCACGGCAGAACUUGCUAAACAGGCUGGGCACCCGACUAAAAGAGGCAGAUGCUGAGGCUACCAGUGGAGCAGAGGAUAGAAGCGCUUCUUCUCCGACUCCAAAACGGCGGCGGCGACGGUCACGGCGUACUUCAGGCCCUGUCAAUCCUGUUCCUGCAGUCUCUGAUUCAGAGAUCAACUCUACCAAUCCCAACACACCUGCUAUUCCCUCCUCGCCUCUCCCUACGCUUCACGACACUUAUGCUGAGCUCCGUGCGCAGUCUGCAACCCCGAGUCAGCUGCAAACUUCCCACAACCAUAUCAAUGAGCAUGUAUGUGAAGGAACAACGCUAACCCCACCCCCAGUCCCUCUUCAUGCAAAUCAACGUCCUCCAGAAGAGCAUGAGCGCCCUGAGCUACACCGGCGGAGAAGUGUAUUGGUUGAAGAUCAGGACGACGAUGAACAAAAUCCUCCACAAACUUAUGUCAAUCCUGGAACCCCCCAGCGCAUGUUCCAAUCCAUGGACGCCAUACGCAAACUGUCAACGAAUACACCAUCCAACAACUCUUCGGACUCCGCGCCGAAUUCCGCAAUCGGCGUACCGGUGUUCCUCAGUCAGAGGGCCCCAUCACGAAACGACCCCUUCCCCAGCAGUCCAUUUACUACCCCCCUCAAGGAGAAGGUGCUUACUGACGAAGAUGAAGAGCAAGUCCUCUACCCUGCAACAACAGCGAGACCACGAACGCCGUAUGGAAAUCAAUUAGAAACCUUCGAUCGUGAAAUCAGUUGGGUGGCUUCUCCAGUACCUGAGAUACGCAUGCCCAUCGACGACGACGAAGAUGAAGACGACGUGGAUCAGGAUGACGAUGUCGCCGCCAGAAGCAUCGAAGUGCUUCCAGCUGAGCCAGAAGAGGAGGAAGCACCGCUAUCGGCGACCUCGUCGAGGUUUUCUCCGGAAGCAUAUGACGAUACUUCUCCUCGUGUCUCGUCAAGAAGCUCGAAGAGUGUCAUCCUCGAGCCCGAGAUGUUGCCAGAAAACGCCCACCUAUAUGCCCCGGCCUCACCUUUGUCUGCUGCCCAACCUCAUGUCAGUGACGAUGGAUCUAUUUCCCCACAAUUCUUCCCGACGCGACUAUCAAUCGCUUCUCGCAUACAUAGUGUUGGGGAUCGCUCGCCCAUAGCAGGAGAAUUCCCCGAGUUUGAAGAUCGUUCUCCAAAACGGACAGAGACAAGCACCUGGGAGAAAGUCAAGAAUACCUUCACAAGGGCUGGAUCGAACUCAGGCCGGCGAUCUCGCACAAACAGUAUCGUCACGCGUGAACGAAGGGAUCAUACUGACUCCAGUGUCAGUCGCGAAAGCGGUGUCAGCUUGACGAGUUCGAAGACCGAUAAAGGUGAACAAACUGGCACUUCUGCGACGGUUCAUGCCCCUGCUAUAAUGCAGAUACCAUCCGCAUCUACCUCUAUACUGUCAUUGGCCCCUCAUGUUCCACCAAGAGGCAGCGUAUCGCCAAUCCCACCAGCGUCCUCCACAGACAUGUCCAGGUAUCAGAACGCGAAGCUUUUCCCAUUCCCAGGCAUGUUGAAGUUGGAAGAGGAACGAAGGGCGAAAGGGUAUCCUUCUGCUACAGCAUCAAGCCCCGACGUAUCACUGCACUCCAAUGUGAUUGACGACCCGCAUGCUUCGCCGAUGGCGUACUCAUUGUCCACUGCGUCGUCUCAAACACAAGAUGGCAGCAGAGAGCGGAAGCUAUCUCACCAGAAUUCAGAUACACGUCUGUUCGUUAAGUAUGGUGGGGAGCCUUUGGCCCUGCAACCCCCGUCCCCUCAGCAUGCCGAGUAUAUCGACCUCUCUUCUCCCCAGCAAAAUGGAGGUGGCUACAACCUCACCGGGAAGUUGCCCAUGACACUUCCGGGUGUUAAACAAUGGUUGAAGAACUCGAGGAAGAAAACCGCGUCGCCCCCGGGGUCAGCCUCAGGAACAGUGACCUUUGCUUCUCUGCCUGUUCCUGAUAGCCAGGUCACUCCUAUUACCAAUAAGAAGCCUUCUCUCUCCGAUCUCUUUCCUAAGAAAGACGGCGAGGUCGUCAGUGAUUGGGAGGAUGCUAGUGGCAUGCCGACGGUGAAUGAAGUUGCAGCCGACAAUCAACAAGCAGUACUAAUUGGAAGUGGCUCUAUGUCGAACGGUUCUAAGGCGUCAGACGCCAAAAACACGUUGGAAAUAGAUCAGACGCCCAAAAUUCAGAACGUCGGAUCCCCUGACCUAGGUAGUAGGAGGUCACCGUAUGCAUUCUUUCCUGAUUCACUGGUGUUGCCAUCGCCUGGCCAUGCCACUCCCGACCCUUCAUCUUUGAGCGAUUACCCUGCACCAACCCCUUCCGAAUCUUCGUCGACCACCUCUUCUCAAUAUUCUCUUGGUAUUCAUCAAGGUUCUGUCAUUUUGGAACGCAUUGAGGAGCAUCUUGCCCGAGGCUUCAAGAGCCCUAUGUGGUCAUCCGCUAUCGAUGAUCCGCCUCGCAAGCUAAUUUUAUCUUCUCCUGUGCUACAAGUUCUGAACCCGAACACCGUGAAGGAUCGUUUCCUUUUCCUCUUCAAUGACAUUCUGGUCAUAGCCAAACCUGUCGCGUAUGAUCAAGACAACCUCAUCGAUAGCACCUACAAGCCCGACAGGAAGUAUGCCGUUAAAAGUGUAGUUCAACUUCGAAAUCUACGAUUCUGCGCCGAUCGUUCAGAAGCACAAGGUAAAAUGCCGUCAACAUCUGGACCCGGGAACCCUAUCAUGCGUACCUUCAUAUCACAGUUUGUGAAGGAUCCCGACUACGCUAUCUCCUCCUUGUUCUCCAAGACCAACAUCCACGAUAAUCCGACCCUGCUUGGGCAAAUAUUGUUCAGAACUUUGGAGCUGGAUAGAACCCAGCUUGGAGAUUACCUCUAUCGGCGAACGUCGCGAAGCGUUCUGAAGUCAUAUCUCGACAGCUUCGGUUUCGCUGGCCUUAGAGUUGACGUGGCGUUGCGUGUUUUCCUGCAUUCGGUCAAUGUUCCCAGCCAAUAUGCUCUUGAACACCUCCUGGAGUCCUUCGCUGCUCGUUGGUACGAAGCAAAUGCGAAGUCUGUCGCAUACGACAGAGAUAUGGCCGUUCGCCUAGUUUCUGCCCUCGUGCAACUCAACGACCGUUUACAUGGAGGAAUUUCAGACGAGCCGGGUCCCACAAGCCAUACGAUGCGCAAAGUCACGAGCAAGGAAUUCCAGGACGCUUUCCGAAGAAUCGAUCCUCGGAAUCUCGUCCCUGAUGAGCUCCUCCAAGACCUUUAUCGAUCCAUUUUUCACGAGAGACUAUGCCAAGCAUGCGCGUCAGCUAGUGGCUCACAGGACACUAUUAUUACUGUUAAGCGACCGUUACCAACCAGGCUCAACCUGAAGGUCCAAUCGGAACCCAUUGUCCUCCGCCUGCCUCAGUCUGAUCCCCUGCUGAGCAUCGAACUCUUUGGCCAAGACCUGAUUUUCGACCCGCCCAUCCUCCACUUCUCGCGCUCCUCAGAAGCUUCCUUCCGCGUUACUGGGACGUCAUUGGGGUCGAAGACCAUCACACUAUGUAGGUCAGGACCAAAUGCGACCAAGUACUCUGGCCUUCCUUUGAGCCACAACGUCGAUGUGGAGAGAGCCUUCAUGAAGAACACCUUCCAGAUAGCGUUCCUCACUUCUUUGGGUGCGAAGCGGAGGUACAUGUUCAGCGUAGAUGAUACCAUCAUCCGCAAUGAAUGGGCGACUUGCCUACGUCGUCAGAUCGAUUUGACGUUGGCAAAUAUCUCAAGUGCCAAUGGUGCGGCAUCUCUGACUACGGCGAAAUUCAAGAAGGCCGCAGAUGCAGUUGCCUUCAAAGUCCUUCAAGAGACGUUGAUGGGUCGGAGCACGCCUUCGUCCUCUCCUGCAAACGGCUCGUACCCUCGUCCAAAUGGCAGCAACGGUCUGACCACAUCAAGCAUCCCCUUCACUACUGGCCCACUCCACAUCCGCUCAAAGUCGGGGAACAAAAUUUAUGAGGUGGUGAAGAGCGAGCUGGAUUUCGGGCACCGGUCACAGAACAGCUCUCGCGAAAGUAACGACUACCACGCUGAAGCCCAUGCGAACACGCCAGACCAACGACCAGACGGCCUCGUUUGGACCUCGCGCGAACUCGAGAUGCAGUGCCAGCAAAACAGCUCAAUAGCGCUUGUCCUGUCCUUCCUACACGUCGGCACUGCGGAGCCAUCCGCGUCAUAG